UAUGUAAUGUAUAUCCCAAUCUGAAACAAAGAAGCUUCAUUAGAAGAGUUUCAGAGUCAAUGAAGAUCCUUUGCGACGUUUGCAACAAUCACGAUGCUUCCUUUUUCUGUACCGCCGACGAAGCCGCUCUCUGUCUCUCCUGCGACCACCGCGUCCACCACGCUAACAAACUCGCUUCUAAACAUAACCGUCUCUCUCUUCUUCAUCCUUCUCCCAACCUAUCCCCUCUCUGCGAUAUUUGUCAGGACAGAAGAGCUUUUGUUUUGUGUAAACAAGAUAGAGCCAUUUUAUGCAACCAUUGUGAUUCCUCCAUUCAUUCCGUCAACGAAUUUACCGUUAAUCAUGACAGGUUUCUUCUCGCUGGUGUUAAGCUUUCUACGAUUUCUUCUUCUUUGACUUCUUCAUCAUCAACGAAUUCUAAGUCAAAUCUUGUUGAUUCUUCUUCUUUGAUUGAUAAAUCCGUUGUUGUUCCUUCCUCAACAUCUAUUAUCCACAACGAUGCUUUGGAAGGAACUGUUAGUGGUGGUUCAACUAUAUCUCAGUACUUGAUUGAAACUCUACCUGGUUGGCAAGUUGAUGAUUUUCUCGAUUCUUCUUCUGUUCCAUUUGCUUUCUCUAAGGGUGAUGAUUUGUUUGAUGGUGGGAUUGAACAAAAUCUUGAUUCAAUAUUCCCCAAUAGUAACAUGGGGAUCUGGGUUCCUCAAGCACCACCAACACCUCUAUAUUCUUCAUCACAAAUAAUGAUGGGACAGAGUGAGACAAAGAAGGGGAACAACAGAACAAGGUUGAGGGAUGAUCAUGAUGGUAGUGUUUUCACUGUUCCACAGAUUAGUCCUGUUUCUAAUUCCAAGAGAUCAAGAUAUCUAUGGUAGUAGAUCUAGAUUUGUAUCUUGUGUCGAUAGUUAAACACUCUGCAUCAACAACAACAAAAAUAACACCCUCUUUGUUUGUUAUGUUUGUUUUUUUGGUUCAUUUUCUCUCUUUUUACCUACCCUUGUUUGAAUUUCACUUUUUGGAUUCUGUUUGACUUUUUUUUUUCUUUUUCUGUUGCUACCCUAUAAUACUGGGCUGUAUUUGAUAAAUUUGUGCACAACUGCACCUUUCACCUGUUUAUGUAAAUAUAAAUGCUUUUACUUCUCAGAGCUUUUUUUCAAA
This is a messenger RNA of Cicer arietinum (chickpea), 1155 nucleotides long. RefSeq names its product B-box zinc finger protein 21. Gene Ontology annotation, biological process: photomorphogenesis; regulation of DNA-templated transcription. Gene Ontology annotation, cellular component: nucleus. The record is from RefSeq and is a predicted model, not a curated record. NCBI's taxonomy places the organism in Eukaryota, Viridiplantae, Streptophyta, Magnoliopsida, Fabales, Fabaceae. Gene Ontology annotation, molecular function: zinc ion binding.